Messenger RNA from Prunus armeniaca (apricot), 1206 nucleotides. Lineage: Eukaryota; Viridiplantae; Streptophyta; Magnoliopsida; Rosales; Rosaceae. The record is from the annotation of a GenBank genome assembly.
AUGGGGAGAGCUACAAGAUGGUUGAAGGGCUUGUUGGGGAUGAAGAAAGAGAAAGACCAUGUUGGCAAUACAAGCACUACGUCUGGUGAUCGGAAGGAGAAGAAACGGUGGAGUUUUGCCAAGUCGGGGAAAGACACAAACAAUCUUCCACCAAAUGUUCCUGUCCCCGACUCUGCUUGGCUCAGAUCCUAUCUUGCUGAGUCAGACAAGGAGCAGAAUAAGCACGCAAUUGCGGUGGCUGCUGCCACCGCAGCUGCUGCUGAUGCCGCCGUUGCCGCGGCUCAGGCGGCUGUGGCGGUUGUGAGGCUGACAAGUCAAGGCGGUGGACUCAUGUUUGGAAAAAAAGAGAGAUGGGCUGCAAUGAAGAUUCAAACUGUUUUCAGAGGCUAUCUGGCACGAAAGGCACACCGGGCUCUUAGGGGACUGGUUAAGUUACAGGCUCUUGUUAGAGGCUAUCUUGUUCGGAAACGGGCUGCUGCUACUCUUCACAGUAUGCAAGCUCUUUUUAGAGCACAGACAACUGUCCGAUUCCAGCGAGCACGUCGUUCUUUCAAUAAAGAGAACAGAUUUCUACCUGAAAUCAAAGCCCGGAAGUCCGUUGAAAGAUUUGACGAUGCAAGAAGUGAAUUUUAUAGCAGGAGGCUAUCUGCAACUUAUGAAACUUCCAUUAAUGGCUUUGAUGAAAGCCCGAAAAUUGUGGAAAUUGAUACAUUCAAAACCAGAUCCAGGUCUCGUAGAUUCAACACCAUACUAUCUGAAUGUAGUGAAGAACUGCCUUACCAAACAAUCUCAUCACCACUUCCCUGUCCAUUUCCAACCCGUAUUUCUAUACCUGAUAGACAGCAGCCUCAAGAUUUUGAAUGGUGCUUUAAUGGUGACGAAUGCAAGUUCUCUACUGCCCACAACACUCCUCGGUUCACAAACUCUUUUCGAUCCAAUGCUCCCGAUACACCAGCCAAGAGUGUUUGUGGCGACAGCUUCUUUCGGCCUUACUCAAACUUCCCAAACUACAUGUCAAGCACUCAGUCAUUCAACGCAAAGUCAAGGUCCCACAGUGCCCCUAAGCAAAGGCCGGAACCAGGGCCGAAGAAGAGGCUUUCGCUUAAUGAAAUUAUGGCAGCAAGAAACAGCAUAAGCGGAGUUCGAAUGCAUCGAUCGUGUAAUCAAGUCCAAGAAGAAGAAGAGGAAGAAGUCUUGAAUUAUUGA